AUGUUCCAGGUCACCGGUCCAAUGCUACACGAAAUCAUGCAUCCGCGCACGCGUUUCCCUCUGGAGCUGUGUGACCCGUCACCUUUCGAGCCCAGCAAGCUCUUUCUAACAUUCUCGAUGUCUGAACUAAACACCAACAGUGUUGCCUCUACAACGCCAAGUGAUGUCUCGUGCGUUUCGACGCCGGUACUGCGCGAGCGCAUGAGUCUCAGCUUCAUCACAAAUCCGGAUCCGGUGUUUUCGACCUCAGCUCUAGACGCCUCGCACGCUCAUAGCAUCAUUUGUGCCAAGAAGAAUUGCUACCGCUCCGCCAACAUCCUAUUUGGGACCUACUGCGAGUAUCAUAAGCCCAGUCGGCUCUGCAAAGUACCGGAAUGCCGCAAAUGCGCCAAAACUGGGGGAUUCUGUAUCUCGCACGGGGGCGGUAGACGAUGCCGUCACGAGGGAUGCAUCAAGAGCGCUAAGGAAGGUGGCUACUGUAUUGCCCACGGAGGUGGCAAGCGUUGCCGUAAAGAUGGCUGUUCCAAGUCCGCUCUGGCUGGUGGUCUGUGUUCCGCGCAUGGCGGAGGCAAGCGCUGUAGCGCAUUCUCGUGCUCCAAGACGGCACUAAAGGGCGGACGCUGUAUCGCCCACGGCGGUGGUAGAAGGUGUGAAGCAUCCGGUUGCCCCAAGAGCGCCGUAGGCGGGCACUUGUGUGUAUCGCACGGCGGUGGUCGCCGUUGCCGAGAAGUAGGCUGCAACAAGGGUGCCGUUCGUCGUGGAGUAUGCAUUCGUCACGGAGCGCGACGCGAAUGA
Messenger RNA from Peronospora matthiolae, 795 nucleotides. NCBI's taxonomy places the organism in Eukaryota, Oomycota, Peronosporomycetes, Peronosporales, Peronosporaceae. The record is from the annotation of a GenBank genome assembly.